ACACUUUAGUUUCAAUUCAAGACAAACCAGAUGCUUUCAGCAUUUUAAUAGCAAAUUCAAGGCAGCCUUUGCUUCCUCGUCAUUGUAAUGAGCGAAAAGCAUUCGUAAAUCGUAUUGCAACUGCUCUUUGGUAUAUUAAUUCACAUCUUUCAACACUAAGUGCACGUUCAUAUCAUUUACCAGCUCUUUUUGCACAGUUGAAAACGUAUCAGGAUAGUAAAUCAUAUGAUGAUUCUCUUGAGAUUUCUAUAAGUCAACCAUGGGCGAGUAGUGAUAGGUGGAAUCAAGUAAUGCCUGCAGUUCUUUCUUUAAUUGAAAUUUUGAAAAAAUAUUCGGACUAUUUAAUUGCAACAACUGCUAGUAUGAAUGAACUUCAUCAUAGCAAUGAAAGUGCCCGUAGUCCUGGAAAUAAUAGUACCAUGUACCGAGUUAGUGCUUGUGAACCUCAUCAACUUAAAGAUGAAUAUGUUCAAUUGGACGAUCUAUUAUCUGAAAAAUCAUUUUACGAACAUAUUGAAAUUCAACAAUAUCUUCCAGACGAUGCUAUAAGCUGA
Scutellospora calospora is the source of this 554-nucleotide messenger RNA. NCBI's taxonomy places the organism in Eukaryota, Fungi, Glomeromycota, Glomeromycetes, Diversisporales, Gigasporaceae. The record is from the annotation of a GenBank genome assembly.